Molecule: messenger RNA, 1923 nt
Organism: Dalotia coriaria
Lineage: Eukaryota; Metazoa; Arthropoda; Insecta; Coleoptera; Staphylinidae
Product: WD repeat-containing protein 46
Exons: 4
Coding region: 133-1884 (583 amino acids)
Biological process (GO): maturation of SSU-rRNA from tricistronic rRNA transcript (SSU-rRNA, 5.8S rRNA, LSU-rRNA)
Cellular component (GO): nucleolus; small-subunit processome; 90S preribosome
Molecular function (GO): protein binding
Source: RefSeq, a predicted model, not a curated record
UCAAAAAGGAUAAAUACUGACAGAACAGCGCACGCGCACUCGUGCUUCUGCACAUGCAUGUUUUGAUGUUAUUGAGGUUAGAAAAUGUGGUUUUGAAUGUGCGAAAUUUAAUAUAAAAUAACGAAAUAAAACAUGACUAAGGUUGUACGUUAUUUUGAUAAACCAGAAAAUGAAGACGCAAAACCGUCGACACGCAAACAGCGAAAACGAGCAGAAGCACAAGAAAAGAAGACUACAAAUGAUAUAAUUACUUAUAAUGCCAAACUAAACAGGAAGUUUAUUCAUCCCUCAAAACUUACAAAGGAUGGUAAGGUCAAGAAAAAGGUACAAAAUCCAAAUCCAAAGUAUCCCAGCAGGAAAGUAAUUGAUCCAAAAGUACUGGAGAAACACAGUCGAGGUACAGGUCUUGCUAAAGGUGGAGUUAAAACUGGUGUUCACAAGAAAAAGUUUGCCAGAAAAGAAGAACAAUUGAAGUUUGCACAUGAACAGGCUGCCAGAGUUGAAAUAUUACUCACUGAACAAUCAGGUUAUUUGGAUGCUGAUGAUGGUGAAACAACCACACAAUUUACACAGAAGCAAAUUGCUGACAGUGUUGAUAUAACAGCAGCCUCAAAGCAUUUUGAGUUAAAACUGACUGAUUUUGGUCCAUACAGAUCAAAAUACACACGAAAUGGCCGGCAUUUAUUGCUGGGUGGUAAGUUGGGUCAUGUUGCAGCCUUUGAUUGGGUCACAAAAAAGCUGCAUUGUGAACUUAAUGUUAUGGAAACAGUUCAUGACAUCUCUUGGCUUCAUUUGGAGACUAUGUUUGCUGUAGCUCAAAAAGAAUGGGUUUACAUUUAUGAUCAUCAAGGCAUUGAGUUGCAUUGUCUUAAACGUUUGAAUAAAGUCUCUAGGAUGGAAUUUCUUCCAUACCACUUUCUCUUAGCCACAGCAAAUGAUGAAGGUUAUCUUGCAUGGCUGGAUAUAUCAAUAGGUCAAUUAGUAUCCAGGUUGAAUACAAAACUGGGUCCACUAUCGAUGCUGACACAAAAUCCGUACAACGCAACUUUAUGCGUUGGUCAUGCCAAAGGUGUAGUAUCCAUGUGGGCACCGAGCUCGCCGAAACCUCUAGCGAAACUCCUUUGCCACAAGGCAUCAAUGACUGCCUUGCAUGUGGAUCCCAGGGGAGUUUACAUGGCUACCGCCGCCAUUAACAACGAAGUUAAAAUAUGGGACGUCCGAAAUCUCGAAGGUCCCUUGCAGACUUAUAAGUUGCAUGCGCCGGCUUCGAAUUUGAACUUUUCGCAGCAGAAUAUGCUCGCGAUAGGCAUGGGAAACGUUGUUGAGGUUUACAGAGAUUGUUGUACGAAAUCUGCGAAGCGGCCAUAUCUCCGACACCGGUUUAAUAAUACAAUAGGAAACAUGGGUUUCUGUCCGUUCGAAGACGUAUUAGGCGUCAGUACUGAUAAAGGCUUUACCAGUUUAUUGGUGCCUGGAUCUGGCGAGCCGAACUUCGACGCAUUAGAACUCAAUCCAUUCCAGACGAAAUCACAGCGUCGUGAACACGAAGUGAAGUCGUUGCUAGAAAAGAUACAGCCGGAUCUGAUCACGCUGCAUCCCGCUGUUAUUGCGGAUGUGGACGUGCCGACACUCCAGGAUAAAGUGGAAAUGAAGAAGAAACUACUGUAUUUGAAACCGCCGAAGAUUAAUUACGAGCCGAGAAAUAAAAUGAAAGGUAAGGGUGGCGCUGCGAACUUGGCACGUAAUCGUAAAAUUGUCCAAGGGGAAGCUAAGAAGGAGUUUAUUAAAAAUAUGAAACAAGUACGUGCGGAAAUCCAACCUGGUGGAAAGAAGAAGAAAAUUCAGGGUACAGGCAGUGUUUUGGAUCGAUUUUUACCUAAAUAAUGCCAUUUGGUUGACACUGUAAUAAAAGUUUAAUUAUUA